AUCCUAGCCCUAGGUUCGAAUAGGGAAAGUGCUUAUCAUCAAAUAGGAUACGAACCCACAAUUAACCAAACAGAGUUUGAGCAAUUUCCUGGAAAUUGUCUUCGCAGAAUUCGCUGAUUCUCCUAAACGGAAGAGAGAGAGAUGGAGAAAACCACAGCAGCGACUCUUGUUCUUCUGUUAUUUACAAUUUUCCUGCAACAAGCGCUAUUCCAGGCAUUUGGAGAAGAUGCUGCUGAAAGAAUGGUUCAGCAAGGAAAAGAGCAUGCACAUGAAGUACAUUGCUCUAGAGAAAGAAGUAAGGCUGCCUGGAAAAUUCUAGAGGAGUAUCUGAUGCCAUUUGUUGAGCGGGAAAAUUACCAGAUCUCCAGUAAGUGUAGACUUCAUCCGGACAAUGAUCUCUUCAGGGAUCAAGAGCAGCACAAAAUUCACGUGGACAUAAAUGAAUGGAAGUGUGGAUAUUGUAAGAAGAGCUUCCGAGCUGAAAGAUAUCUCGAUCAGCAUUUUGACAAUAGGCACUACAAUCUUCUAAAUGUUAGUGAGGGGAAGUGCUUGGCUGAUUUAUGUGGUGCCUUGCAUUGUGACUUUGUGAUGAAUUCCAAAUCACCAAGGACAAAAUGCAAUCCUGCCGCUGUUGCAAAAAAUCGCCACCUUUGUGAGAGUCUUGCAGAUAGAUGUUUUCCUCUUAAUCAAGGCCGUUCAGCAAGCCACCUGCAUGAAUUGUUUUUGCACCAAUUCUGUGAUGCGCACACUUGCUCAGGGAAAAAAAAGCAUUUUCCCAAAGGUGGCAAGAAGCAAACAAGUGUUAUCUACCUGGCUGUGUCAAUACUGACUUUGAUGCUUCUGCCUCUGUUCUAUCUUAUUGUUUAUUUAUAUCAAAGAGAAAUGAGGCAGGGAAAACAAGAGUUGAGACGAAUCACUCGAGUUGGACAGAAGACAAAGCCAUCAUAGUUAACAGGCAGUAAACUAACCGAGCCAUCUCAGCACAAAUGCAAGGGAAACAAAAGGAUCACACUGAGCACAUAUGCAAAAGGAGCAGCAGAUGAAUUACACUGUGGACAUCUUGCUACUGCUCGUUACUGUAGUCUCUACAGUGCCAAGAGGUGUCUUUCUUUCCUUUUGGCAGCAUCAGGAGGGGUAUCCAUUUUAAUGUAAUAGUAUAGAUGAUAUGGAAAUCUGAAUGCACUCGGUCCUUUUUUUGUAAUUCUUCUAGUUGUCAUUGUUUAAAAGUGGAUGCUGAUUCGUGAUUCAUUUAUUCGAAAAUGUCUGACCAUACAUUCUUUCCAAAUUCAUGUACUUCAACCGAUUAAAUACCACAUUUACUGCAAUUCUCUUUGA
This is a messenger RNA of Manihot esculenta (cassava), 1335 nucleotides long. RefSeq lists its product as uncharacterized. The coding region runs from base 142 to 948 and encodes 268 amino acids. Lineage: Eukaryota; Viridiplantae; Streptophyta; Magnoliopsida; Malpighiales; Euphorbiaceae. The record is from RefSeq and is a predicted model, not a curated record. The transcript has 10 exons.